CCGGUGGUGCCGCUUUGAGAAGCAGCCUGCAGGGACCGAUAAGAUAAAGCCACCGAAAGCCGAAAGCUACAGUGGAAAGCAGCCCGCCGAAAGCGCUGAGGGGUCCCCUAAGAGAAAAAAAGUUGGAGAAGAAAAUGAGUCGGGUGAUCGCCAUGCACAACUCAGUGCCUAUGACACAUUUUUCGGCGAAGGCUGUUUUCAAUCAAAUAGAAACUCCGACACCGCCAACCCAGGGUUCCCCUCCUUGAAGCCUUCUUUCAUCUUUUCACACAUUAAAACCGCUCCGUUCAUCCCAUCCCGCUCCCGUCCGCCGCUCCCUCUCUUCUCAAUUCCUACAAUGGCCGCAUCAGGCAACGGCGACUUGGAGGCUCUGCAGCUCGGCGCUCCUUCGACCUACGACAGAGCCUCAGACGACUCUUCUUCCAGCGACGAAUCCACAAGCAGAAAGAAGCGCAGUGCCGACUCCAAGAAAAUGGCCGCCAAACGCGGUGCCUCGGAAAUCACCACAAACGGAACCACUGUAGCCGUCACCCAGCGCAGAAACAGCGUCAGCCAAGCUGCACGAGACCCUCGCGAUGAGCCCUCCAUUAAACGCCGUGCUGUUGGUUCCAGCGCUCUUGCUGGACCGCCAUCUCCCAUUAUCGAAGCCGAUGGCUUGAGCCGUGCUUCCAAAGGUACCCGUGCCCGAUUGGAAGAGACCCCCGAAGAAGCCGAAGCCCGUCUAGACAAGAUGCGCGGCGCUGUAAGAACUCUUCUUGAAUGUGUUGGCGAGGAUCCAGACCGUGAGGGUCUGCUUGACACUCCUUCUCGAUAUGCAAAGGCCCUGCUCUUCUUGACCAAGGGCUACCAGGUGAAUGUCGACGACAUUGUUAACAAGGCCCUCUUCCAUGAGGGUCACAACGAAAUGGUUGUCGUCAAGGAUAUUGAGAUUCACAGCUUGUGCGAGCACCACCUGGUGCCCUUCAAUGGCAAGAUGCAUAUUGGCUACAUUCCCCGCGAUACCGUAAUUGGUCUUUCGAAGCUGCCCCGCAUUGCCGAAAUGUUUGCGAGACGCCUGCAGAUCCAAGAACGCCUUACAAAGGACGUCGCCCACGCCAUCAUGGAGAUCCUGAAGCCCCAGGGUGUUGCCGUGGUCAUGGAAUCUAGCCAUCUGUGCAUGGUCAUGAGAGGCGUUCAGCAAACAAGCAGCACUACCAUUACCAGCUGCGUGUUGGGCUGCUUUGAGCGCAAGUCCAAGACCCGAAACGAAUUCCUGAGCCUUGUUGGUGUUAACAGACACUAAUGGGCGAACAAAUAUUCGAAGCCGGCUUGAAAUUGGCCAGCCAGUAUUUCAACACACUGCACAAGUUAAUAUGAAGCACAUAUCGAAGCAUGAGCCCUCUUUUUGGAUGAGGACUGAAUCAGCUUAUCAUUUCUUUUUUUGCGACUUUUGGCACCUUUUCACACACACAUUUUCACACGGCGUUUGCGAUAACAGGCAGGGAACAGGUUGGACGGAAUUUUGGGACCAUGUAUUCAACAAUGGUCAAUACAGACAUGACAUCAUUCAGCACACGUUUGCGUGGAUGGGGAAAACUGGUAGAAUUUAUCAGAGGCUCAACGCCUUGACAGCGGCUCAUUUUGGACACUGCGCGGCAGCGCGUAGCGACAAAAGGCUAUGACGGUGUGUAUUAACAAGCACAUAUAUUUGUCGUAGUUACCUCUUCCCUUGAUCAAUAUACAAAAAAUGUAUUUUAUUCAAC
[Torrubiella] hemipterigena is the source of this 1742-nucleotide messenger RNA. Lineage: Eukaryota; Fungi; Ascomycota; Sordariomycetes; Hypocreales; Clavicipitaceae. The record is from the annotation of a GenBank genome assembly.